Molecule: messenger RNA, 600 nt
Organism: Chiloscyllium plagiosum (whitespotted bambooshark)
Lineage: Eukaryota; Metazoa; Chordata; Chondrichthyes; Orectolobiformes; Hemiscylliidae
Source: RefSeq, a predicted model, not a curated record
UCUGUCUCGUUGCAGUCCCGGGGAAGAUUCAGAAGGGGCCGGACAGUGUGAAGGUGAAGGCUGGUCAGAUGGUGAAGCUGGUCGCUCACAUCAGUGGAGAGCCUGAGCCUGACGUGGGCUGGGCCAAGGAUGGUGAGGACGUGGAGGAGGAUGACAGGUUGUUUUACGAUAUCGACGCAGACACCACCACGUUGACUAUCAAAAAUGUCACAAAAGCAGACGCUGGAAAGUAUGAAGUCUUUGUGGAGAACAGUCUGGGAAUGGACCAGUCCUUCGCCAGAGUCGAUGUCAUCUGAUCUCUCUCACUCACUAUCUCUUUCCUUCCCUGUCGGUCGCUCUCCCUGUCUCUCACUCUCUCCAUCUCCCUCAGACUGUCAGUCUGUCAGCUGUCUAUCCCCCUGAAUCUCCCAGUCUCAGCUGUCUUGGCCCCUGGUUCAUCCCCAGAAACAGUCUGACGUUAGUGAUAACCCCCUCACCCCCCUCAGGGAUCACAAAUGGCCCCGGGCACAGAGGGCCCACUCCAUUCCUCGCCCACUGACCGACUCGUCAGGGUCAAACUGUUACAGCUUUUGUUUAAAAUAAAUAUUUGAAACUGUUUCA